Myotis daubentonii (Daubenton's bat) is the source of this 3027-nucleotide messenger RNA. It is a transcript of the gene LPAR4, whose product is annotated as lysophosphatidic acid receptor 4. The record is from RefSeq and is a predicted model, not a curated record. Gene Ontology annotation, cellular component: plasma membrane. Gene Ontology annotation, biological process: positive regulation of Rho protein signal transduction; phospholipase C-activating G protein-coupled receptor signaling pathway. NCBI's taxonomy places the organism in Eukaryota, Metazoa, Chordata, Mammalia, Chiroptera, Vespertilionidae. Gene Ontology annotation, molecular function: lysophosphatidic acid receptor activity.
UCCUGUUUGUUAAAGGCAUGCCGGCUACUGCAUUCAAGAGGGCCAUUUCUUAACAAAGGGAAGGAGAUAGAUGUAAAUAAGCUCACAUUUUCAGAAUGAGCGGUUCGCUGUAAGAAGCUGUGGCAGCCCAGAGUCUGCUACUUUGGGCUGGGCUAACCUUUCCCUGUUUAAAAAAAAAAUGGAUUAAAAUAUGCACUUUUAAAGUGCGAGUUGCCCGUUCACAUGCUUAUUAGCUAAUUUUCUGCCCGCUUGAGCACACUCUCUCAUCUAGCACAUUCUUUCUUGGGAUGAAAAGUUUACACUCCUGCUAUAAAGGAUGAGUUCAGCUGAUACUUGAUGGCGUCUAGCAUCUCCUGCCAAUCAGAGAUGCGAAUGAAAGCAGCAUUGGAACAAUCAGAUCAUCCUUUCAGAAUGUGUACUCUCUGAAUACUGCUCUCUGGAGGAGUGCGAAAAUCAAUUCUCAAUAUUAAGCAUCCAUUGGAGGAAAUCCCUAACCACAGUGCCUCCAGAAAGUUAUUUGAUCACCCAAGUCUCAGAUAAAAUUGGUGCCAGAAUUUGGUUUGAACUAAUGCGGAGGAAAACAUUUUCUACCAGUCCCUAGUGUGAGAGUGGUGAACCCUGCAGCCAGCAGGCCUCCUGAAAUAAAUCCAUGGGUGACGGAAGAUUAAUUGACUUCCAAUUCCAAGUUUUAAAUUCAAGCCUCAGACCCAGAUUGGGCAAUGCUACUGCCAAUAAUACUUGUAUUGUUGAUGAUUCCUUCAAGUAUAAUCUGAAUGGUGCUGUCUACAGUGUUGUAUUCAUCCUGGGUCUGAUAACCAACAGUGCCUCUCUGUUUGUCUUCUGCUUCCGCAUGAAAAUGAGAAGUGAGACAGCUAUUUUUAUCACCAAUCUGGCCCUCUCUGAUUUGCUCUUUGUCUGCACUCUACCUUUCAAAAUAUUUUACAAUUUCAAUCGCCACUGGCCUUUUGGUGACACUCUCUGCAAGAUCUCUGGGACUGCAUUCCUUACCAACAUCUAUGGGAGCAUGCUCUUCCUCACCUGUAUUAGCGUGGAUCGUUUUCUGGCCAUUGUCUAUCCCUUCAGAUCUCGUACCAUUAGGACCAGGAGGAAUUCUGCCAUUGUGUGUGCUGGAGUCUGGAUCCUGGUCCUCAGUGGUGGUAUUUCAGCCUCCUUGUUCUCAACCACUAAUGUCAACAAUACAACCACCACCUGCUUUGAGGGCUUCUCCAAACGUGUUUGGAAGACUUAUUUGUCCAAGAUCACCAUAUUUAUUGAAGUUGUUGGCUUCAUCAUCCCUUUGAUAUUGAAUGUCUCUUGCUCUUCUGUGGUGCUGAGAACCCUCCGCAAGCCUGCUACGCUGUCUCAAAUUGGGACCAAUAAGAAAAAAGUGCUGAAGAUGAUCACAGUGCAUAUGGCAAUCUUUGUGGUCUGUUUUGUACCCUACAAUUCUGUUCUCUUCCUGUAUGCCCUGGUGCGCUCUCAAGCCAUUACCAAUUGCUUUUUGGAAAGAUUUGCUAAAAUUAUGUACCCAAUCACCUUGUGCCUUGCAACUCUUAACUGUUGCUUUGACCCUUUCAUCUAUUACUUCACCCUUGAGUCCUUUCAGAAGUCCUUCUACAUAAAUACCCAUAUCAGGAUGGAGUCCAUGUUUAAGACUGAAAUACCUCUAACCACAAAGCCUUCCCUUCCAGCUAUUCAAGAGGAAGUCAGUGAUCAAACAACAAAUAAUGGUGGUGAGUUAAUGCUAGAAUCCACCUUCUAGGUACGAGAAUUGUCUUUAGAUCCAAAUAUGAUUUCUCCUAUGAUUAUUUUCCUGUUAUGAAUAAGAUGAAAGAUUUGAAGCUAAUGAUACUGAGAAUAGAUUAAUGUACUAAAUACAGCCAAAUACAUUUAUUUGAGCAUUUACUGUAUAUAUUCUGAUUUGUUCAAUAAUUAUAGGUCAGGUCUAAUUACUACAACCAAAAGUAAUUGCCAAACUCUUCUGCUGGGUUGAAAUUUUAUUAUAUCACAUUAUAUAACUGGCAAGUGGACUUGACUUUAGUGAUAUGGGUAUUACUUUCAAACUUUUAAAAACAUACUCCUGAAAAUAUUUGGUAAUUAGAUUGGGCCUAUAAAUAUAGAACAAAUUCAGGGAUUAUUUAAAACAGACAUUUUGUGUUACUACUGAUAUAUUUUUGUUUGAAUUGUUUUUCUUUGAAUUUCCAUCAAGUUUAUUUUGGCACAAGAACAUAUUUUAGCCUAAAAUAAUUAAUAAGAAAUGUAUCCAAUUUAAAAGGGCUGGCAAAUUUAUUUAUAUAUGUUGAAAGCAGAAACAUUAAUUGUGUUUGCAUGAGCAUGGAUGGGAAGAAACAGAAAAUUAACUGGAUUUACACAUUUUCAGUCACCAACAGUGUUGGUUUUUUUAAAUUCUUUUUUUUUUUUACUACAUUAAGAAUUUCAUAUGAAACUUCAAAUCCAGAAAGCUGAUAAAUAUUUGCCCAAGACAGUUAUACAAUGGAAAAUCAUGUAAAACAACAAAUGUCCAUUAAAAAUCUAAGUAACACCAAUAGUUUUUUCUUAGAAUUUCCAAUUUCUAAUAUUACGUUUGAGGGACUGGUUUCUAUAAAAUAUUCUCCAUAUGAAAUUUUGGAGCACAGUGCAGCCAGAAAGCUGUUUCAUUUGUGUCUAUGUUGGAGCAAAUUGGAAAAAAAUAACAAAGUAAUAAUAACAAAUAAAACAAUAAAACCAACAAAAAGCUUUCUUAAAAUUUGCAUUAAUAAUUUAGGGGAUGGGUGGGUAGGAGAGAUUUGUAACUUUAAAUUGCUUCCCCCCCCCAAAUUUUGGAACAUAGUGUAGUCAGACCUGCUGAAUUUGUGCCCAGGGUGGGAGCAUAUUGAAUAAAAUAUAUAAACUAAACCAAACCAAUACAAACAAGAAAACAGAAAAAUUAUAAAACAAUAAGAACAGCAAAACAUAUUUCUAAUACUUGCAUCAAUGUUUUAUUUGUUGAAGAUCUUUAAAUUUAAAAUUUGUAUGAAAUUUUGGAGU